Messenger RNA from Magnolia sinica, 1902 nucleotides. RefSeq names its product splicing factor U2AF-associated protein 2. The record is from RefSeq and is a predicted model, not a curated record. Bases 121 to 1617 code for a protein of 498 amino acids. The transcript is spliced from 15 exons. Lineage: Eukaryota; Viridiplantae; Streptophyta; Magnoliopsida; Magnoliales; Magnoliaceae. Gene Ontology annotation, biological process: mRNA splicing, via spliceosome. Gene Ontology annotation, molecular function: RNA binding. Gene Ontology annotation, cellular component: U2 snRNP; U2-type spliceosomal complex.
AAAAGAAAAAAGAAAAAAGACAAAAGCCCACAGAGAAAACCCUAAUCCAUCGUGCCAGUUUAGAAUUUUCAGCUGCUCAGAUCACGAUUCGGUUCGUUUGAAUCUUCCCAUCGAAUUCCGAUGGAAUCAGGUACUGAGAAUGGUUGUGGUGUAAAUUCUGAAACUAUUGCAGAAGUAGGGUGGUAUAUACUUGGGGAGAACCAGGAACAUGUAGGCCCAUAUGCCUUUUCAGAAUUGCAAGAGCAUUUCUCGAAUGGGUACAUCUCCAAAAGUACGCUCUUAUGGUCUGAAGGGAGAAGCGAAUGGAUGCCAUUGUCCUCGAUUCCUGAAUUAUUUGCAGGGAUGCCUUUAAGUGCACCUGAUUAUUCUACAACAGAGGCCUCCGACCCUGAUGACGAUUUUGCUAAAUGGCAGAAGGAGGUCAGAGAGGCAGAGAUUGAAGCGGAGGCAUUGAAGCGCGGUGCUAGGUCAGGUGAUGUUGGUGGUGUUUAUGAACCGAAGGACUUGAAGGGAGAGGAUAUAUUGGAAGGAUCAGAGGCUGAUGCUGAUGACAGGCCUCUCACGCCUCCAGAUGGUGAGGAAGAAUUCACGGAUGACGAUGGUACUACUUACAAAUGGGACCGUGGUCUUAGAGCAUGGGUUCCUCAGGAUAGCUCUUUUUGUAAAAGUGAAGAAUAUAAAUUAGAAGAUAUGACUUAUUUGGAUGAGGAGGAGGUCUUUGCAACAUCAAAUGCUGAGGUAACCUCUACAGUGGAAGAAACAAAUGAUACUGCUGAUAUAGCAGAAGCCAAACCUGUGCUGAAGCGAAAGUUGCCUGAAAAGGAGACUGAAAAAAAGGAAGCAAAUAAACCUCCAGAUAGUUGGUUUGAUUUGAAAGUCAAUACACAUGUCUAUGUGAAUGGAUUGCCUGAUGAUGUUACUGCUGAGGAGGUGGUGGAAGUAUUUUCCAAGUGUGGUAUUAUAAAGGAGGACCCCGAAACGAAAAAGCCCCGUGUGAAGAUUUACGUUGAUAAAGAAACAGGUAGAAAAAAAGGGGAUGCACUCGUUUCGUACUUGAAGGAGCCUUCAGUGGCUCUGGCCAUCCAAAUAUUGGAUGGGGCACCGCUCCGUCCUGGUGGGAAGAUUCCUAUGUCUGUCAGCCAAGCUAAGUUUGAGCAAAAAGGGGAUAGAUUUAUAGCCAAGCAACUUGAUAAGAAGAAGAAAAAGAAACUAAAGAGGGUUGAAGAGAAGAUCCUUGGCUGGGGCGGACAUGACGAUGCAAAAUUGAAAAUUCCAGCUACUAUUGUUCUGCGUCAUAUGUUCACACCUGCUGAAUUGAGGUCUGAUGCAAGUCUACGCUCAGAACUGGAAGCCGAUGUUGAAGAGGAAUGUAACAAGCUUGGUCCAGUGGAAUCGAUCAAGGUAUGUGAGAAUCAUCCUCAGGGUGUUGUGCUGGUGAAAUUUAAGGAUCGGAAGGAUGGUCUAAAGUGCAUCGAACUGAUGAAUGGAAGAUGGUUUGGAGGUAAGCAGAUACAUGCCAGCGAGGAUGAUGGGUCCAUCAACCACUCCAGAGUUCGUGAUCUUGAAGCCGAUGCAGCUAGGUUGGAGCAAUUCGGAGAGGAGCUUGAAGCCGACUGAGGGCGCAAAUCCCUCUGGGUGACCGGAUUUGUCUACAGCACCAGUGUAAAACACUCAAGCUCUGUGGACCCACUGAGUUUUAUAAUAUGUAUUUUCUCACCGUACAUACAAAAGAUCCACCUGAUGGGAAGCUCUGACAAAGGGAAACAAUGUAAAACUGCUCCCAACAGAUGGUGUUGCCUGCCUAAUAUUUUGCAUCCGGCUCAUUUUUUGUAUUUUCCACUUUUCUUUGUGAGCUACACCUGAUUAAUGGGUUUGAUGGAUAAAGACCAUGGUUGCCCCAAA